Messenger RNA from Clarias gariepinus (North African catfish), 1583 nucleotides. Its product is annotated as palmitoyl-protein thioesterase ABHD10, mitochondrial-like. Gene Ontology annotation, molecular function: hydrolase activity, hydrolyzing O-glycosyl compounds; palmitoyl-(protein) hydrolase activity. Gene Ontology annotation, cellular component: mitochondrion. The record is from RefSeq and is a predicted model, not a curated record. Gene Ontology annotation, biological process: protein depalmitoylation. The transcript has 5 exons. The coding region runs from base 129 to 1001 and encodes 290 amino acids. NCBI's taxonomy places the organism in Eukaryota, Metazoa, Chordata, Actinopteri, Siluriformes, Clariidae.
UCCAAAUAGAUUUGGAAGAAAAAUAAGAUACGUUUAUUGACGAAUACAGCACGAUUUUAUGUAAUAAACACACUUCAUUACACUGUCUUGCCGUGCAGCGCAGUAUAAUCUCGUGAUAUUUCUCCGGUAUGGCAGCAGUGGCGUUAACACAGUGCCGAAGAAGAGCUUUACAGGCUUUGGGUUAUGGAGCAGUGCGGCUUCUUUCACCUACAUGUCUCCAGGGAGUCCGACAGAUGUUCAGUAAGGUACAGUACAUUUCCCGGCCGGACCUCCCGAAGCUGGCCUAUCGCAAAGUGGAAAGGUUGAGUCCUGGCGUGAUGUUCCUGCCUGGUUAUGGCUCUAGCAUGAACGAACGAAAAGCUGUAGCUCUAGGGGACUUCUGCAUGCUUUUCAGUCAUUCAUAUCUUAGGUUUGAUUAUUCCGGUCAUGGAGCAUCAGAAGGAGUUUUCUCUGAGGGAACGAUCGGAAGCUGGAAGAAGGACGUUCUUUUUAUGUUGGAUGAAGUUGCAGAAGGGCCUCAGGUUCUGGUUGGCUCCGGCAUGGGUAGCUGGCUGAUGCUGCUCGUCGCUAUCGCUCGCCCUGAGAAGGUCAAAGCUCUCUUGGGCAUUUCAACGGCAGCUGAUCAUUUUCUUACAGCAUUUAAAUCACUUCCUCUGCAGAAAAGAAAGGAGGUAGAAGACCAGGGCGUGUGGACGAUCCCAACCAAAAGCAACAAUGAAGGUGUGUACACUGUUAGCAUGGACUUGCUGAAGGAAGCAGAGAACCACCGCUUGCUGAAUGGCCCCAUCCCCAUCACCUGCCCCGUGCGUCUCAUCCAUGGGAUGAAGGACGAGGAUGUGCCGUGGCACAUCUCCAUGCAGGUGGCAGAGCGCGUGCUGAGCGACGAUGUGGAAAUCAUCCUUCGGUGCCACGGGCAGCACCAUAUGGCCAAUGAAGAUGACAUACAGCUCAUGGUGAUCACCUUCCAUAGCCUUAUGCAGAAGCUGGUCUAUACUGUGUGAUGGCUUGGAAAAAAAAAACAUCUUGAAACUCUCAGAGAGACCCUGUUUCACUAGUGCCUUCAAGUACUGGGUUAUGGUUGAGUCUAAAAUCCAGGAGAGGAACAUCUUCAAAUGGAUAGAUGAGGAAGGCAUAUGAGCUGGUCCGGGCUGGGCCAACGCCUGUGCAUUCACAUAGGGUUUAGCUCCUUUCAGAUAUUUUAUUAGAUAAGCGUGGGUAAUGACUGGGUUUGAGACUAAUUUGCUUACAGUUUGGAGAAAAAGGCAGAUGGAGGCUUUUAACAUGCACAAAUUUCAUGUUGCUGUUGUGCCACUCGCACAAGUGGCAGCCAACCAAACUAAAAACCUGCCAGUUCUUUACAUAAUAACAAUGACAUUAUCAUGCAUUAUCGUGCUAAUGUCAUAGUGCUUGGGGCUUUAAAAAAGAAAAAUUAUAAUCCUUAGAAAAACAAUAGGGCUAAUUUCAUAGUGCUUGGGCCCUAAAUACACAACAUAAAAAGUUAAGACAAAAACAUUGACUGUAAAAUAAUCAACUGUAAAUAAGACCACACUGUAACAACAUAAUAUUUUUAACUGUACAACUAU